ACAGCGUCGUAAGCUAAACCAAUGCAGUCAGAGCCGGAAAGAGAAUUGAUUAGUUCACCUCGAGUCUUCGGGUUCGAGUCGUUCGUUCAUCACGUGACAACCCCUACGCUUUACCAAUGCAGUCUGAGCCGGAAAGAGAAUUGAUUAGUUCACCUCUCGAGUCUUCGGGUUCGAGUCGUUCGUUCAUCACGUGACAGCCCCCUACGCUUUACCAAUGCAGUCUGAGCCGGAAAGAGAAUUGAUUAGUUCACCUCCCGAGUCUUCGGGUUUGAGUCGUUCGUUCUUUUGUCACAUGACCCCAUAGAAUGUUUUGUAUUUUUGUAGUGGUUCUCUCUUGAGUUGAUAAGGUAGAUGCUGGAUGCUGAUAGCGAACCAGCCGGGUGGAUUAUUUGCUCGUGCUGGUCUCGAAAUUUGUUAAUUAAACAUCAUUCACUGAAGCACUUCGCGAUAACGCUCAGUGAUCCUCCUUCCGUUCGCGUCUGCAUUCCCAUUUGCUUGUUAUUUGGCGUGAGAUUUGUUUAGUUGGGCGGAGUGAGAGCAGACACCUGAUGCUAGGCGCUCUAGUGAUAGGGGAGGGGGCCAUGCAUGCUCGGACAAUCCAUUGCGUCAUCGAUCCCCCGUUUUGGCCCCGCUCAAAAAAUCCUGAACAGAGAAUCGGUGAAAAACUGUUUAACUCCACAAUUCAGUACUACAUACUUCUCAUGUGUUUCAGCAAUACAUUUCUAACAUAUAUAAUGUGUUUCUCAGAAUUAUCUUUACCCGGACUUUAAACUUUUUAAAGGCUCCCCGCCGAUUACGACUCCCUCAUUGAAAUUGCUGGGUGUUAGCUCAUUUUAACCCCUCCCCCACACCUAAUGUUAGUGAGAAAUGGGGGAGUCAUAAUUUGGCAGGAGUCAUUUUUCGGCACCACACCGGCCCACUGGUUGAGAAACACUGGAUAAAACCUAUGACGUAGACCGUUGCGUCACUGAAUGAACGGCUGAGUGCCCAGUGCUAGUGGUCAGACUCGCGCAUCACAGCAGCGAAGCUGAAGCGUCUGUGCCGUUUCUGUAUACCUGCGUAUUCCGCCGUAUUUCACUAUUUAAAAGCAUUUUUUCCUCUUCCAUAAAGAAACUUCGUACAGUUUAUUUGCUUAUUGUUAAGCGGCGUUGCGAAAGGUUAUUCCUCUGCUGCAGCAAGCCACCCUAAUGAUGUCAUCGUAUUACCAUACGGGUAAAGACGUGGACAUGGCCGCGAUGACUGAACCGCUCUGCUUGGAGAGAGAUGUGUGCAGAGUGAUAGAAUUGUUGGAUCGACUACAAAGGAGUGGGGAACUUCCCCCUCCUAAACUCCAGGCUCUACAGCGAGUAUUACAGAGCAAAUUCUGUGCUGCCAUCAGAGAGGUGUAUGAGCAACUUUAUGACACAUUGGACAUUGUUGGUGGGCCAGAGGUGCGAGCCCAAGCCACUGCCAAGGCUACAGUAGCAGCAUUUGCAGCCAGCGAAGGCCAUGCUCACCCAAGAGUGGUGGAACUCCCUAAAACAGAUGAGGGGCUUGGUUUCAAUAUUAUGGGGGGAAAAGAACAGAACUCUCCCAUCUACAUCUCCAGGGUCAUCCCCGGUGGGGUUGCUGACCGGCAAGGGGGUCUGAAGAGAGGAGAUCAACUGCUAUCUGUUAAUGGUGUGAGUGUAGAGGGCGAGCACCAUGAGAAAGCCGUAGAACUGCUAAAAGCAGCACAGGGUUCAGUGAAGCUAGUGGUGCGUUAUACCCCUAAAGUCCUUGAGGAGAUGGAAGCCAGGUUUGAGAAGAUGAGAAGUGCCAGGAGACGUCAGCAGCAUACCAGUUACUCGUCUUUGGAGUCCAGGGGUUAACCGAUCUCACCAUCAGUCUGGCGUGCUGAUCCAUUCUCCCACCCUUUCUGCUCCCGUAGGAUGACAGAAGACCCAGAGGAGAUCAGUUUAGACUACCCCUAGAUAUGUUAUUUAUAUGUUAGCGGAAUGAUCUCAACAAAUGUAGACCUAAAUAUACCAUUUCCCUGGCCAAGUGCAGGGAGAGUCUGCAUAGUGCAUAUGGUCCGUCUGAGUCUAAUUUUCUGUUUUAUUCUUAUGUGGAACCUGCACCCUGUGAUAUGCUGGGAGGGGGUGUGUGUCUGUUAGCACAGAAGAGAGCUUUUUAAAUAUACUGGAUAGUGCAAAUAGCACAAAGUAUGUGUAUAUGUGGGGUAUUGUCUUUUAAUGUAGGAUGUUGUUCAUUAACUAAAUGGUUUCUUCUUUGACCAUUGUUGAUGUAUGUUUUAUUCAGUUUGUGUUGAAGCUAUGCAUCCAAUUUACAUAUAUUCUCAAUCACAUGUUGUGUAGUCUGUGAAAACGACAUCAUGAGUACACAAACAUUUGAGCAAAACAAACGUCCAUGCUCAAACAGGUUGUGUGAAUAGGCUACUGUCAUAAAAGUGUGCUGAGUGCUUGUGUUCUGCCAGUCAGUUAGCCUACUCUGUUUGAUGUUUCAAUUUUUGUUUAUUUACUUUUUGUUUAUUCAUGCAUUAAAACCAACUAUUUACUUUAGAAGUCGGUUGAGUUUAUGUAUUACCGUUGUUGUUAACCGAAAAUUGCACGAAUAAAAAUGUGCUUAAAUGCGGA
Messenger RNA from Triplophysa rosa, 2615 nucleotides. RefSeq names its product lin-7 homolog B (C. elegans) (gene lin7b). Gene Ontology annotation, molecular function: L27 domain binding. Gene Ontology annotation, biological process: protein localization to basolateral plasma membrane; neurotransmitter secretion; maintenance of epithelial cell apical/basal polarity. The coding region runs from base 1188 to 1850 and encodes 220 amino acids. Gene Ontology annotation, cellular component: basolateral plasma membrane; MPP7-DLG1-LIN7 complex; cell-cell junction. The record is from RefSeq and is a predicted model, not a curated record. Lineage: Eukaryota; Metazoa; Chordata; Actinopteri; Cypriniformes; Nemacheilidae. The transcript has 6 exons.